UUGCUAUGUCAGGAUGUUAUUCGACAUAACAUAUAUUAUAAUAUAAUAUUUUUAUCAUUUUCAAAGUACACCGACAGCCAGGGGAGAGUUCGCUUGAAAAAGUCGGAGAUAAUCGGAACUCACUCGGGUUAUCCGACUACUUCCGAUGAUUUAGGCGCGCAGAAUGAUUUGAAAAGAUCAAACAUGGCGACGACUUCAAAAUCUCCUUUGCCUCCGCGGCCACAAAGCGUCCCUCUACUGCGGAAAACCAUGUCUCCUGAUCCGUCAAACGUGAAGGCUUCGCCUACUAGAGCUAAGACACCAUUGAAUAAAUUACUUGGCAAGUCGCUGAAUUUGAAGUCAGGUCCUGUUGCAGGGUCAUUCUUGUUUGGGACCCCAUCUUACCCCUCCCCUCUUGAUCGUAUCAGACCAACCAAAAAGGACCGAGCUGCAGAGCUUGGCCUUAGCACUGCACUACAAGAUUCCUUGGAUCUGAAUGCUACAUUCCCUAAAGCAUACAAGCCAAAAGCAAAGUUAGAUGAACACAACAUGGACGUUUUCAAACCUAACAGGAAUCUGGAUCAGAUAUCAAGUGAUUCAUUGCACAGCUUCAGUUAUUCCCCUGGCCAUUGCCGAGGCUCCUUUCUGCCGACUCCCGCUGAUCCACGAUUGUCAUCUUCGUGGCAGUUUUACAACUUUGUUGGUGGAGCUGGAACAGGAGCUGUCUUUCCAACCACUGUCAGAAAUCCUAACAAAGCAAUUGUCGCAAUCAAUGCUAGAACAUCAGAAAUUUUGACAGCUAAUGACAUGGCAGCCGAAUUGUUUGGCUACUCCACGCAACAGCUUAUCGGUAUCAAAAUGUCGCAGCUUUUUGCCGACGUGCACAAAGAGAAACAAGAAGCCCUUGUAGAGCAGCAUAUUGAAGCUAGUGGCGCAGUAGUCAUGGUCAAUGGGAAAGUGUUGGAAGCUGUUGAUAGCUGUGGAAUAGUCUUCCCUGUCUCUGUUUGGAUGAAGAAACUGACUUGGGAAGAGGAGCCACGGUGCAUUGCUGUCAUGGAACCUGUAGAGAGGAAAACAGCCAUGGUUCUUUUUGAUGCAGAGGGGAUCAUAGUGGACUGUGACCAAGAACUUUCGUCUCUGUAUGGUUACCAUGUUCCUUCAGAUGUGGUUGGAGUCAACGUAACAAAACUGAUCCCUGCUCUACAGCUGCCAUCAGACACAAAUAUGAACAAGCAUGUCAAGAAACAAAGAGCUACAGGGAGAACAAAAGAUGGUGCAACAUUUCCUCUUAGCAUCACACUAAAACCCAAGUACGGAAAGGAUCUGAAGAAGCUUGAUCGUGACAAAGACUUUGCUGAUGAUCAACUGUUCUACAAGGGAAUGGUAUGGGUGUUUGCCAACAUCAGUGGACUGGUAACAUUCACAGCUGAUGGCAUCAUCCAUUCCUAUAAUCAUAAUUUCUCACUGAUGCUCUUUGGCUAUCAUGAGAACGAGCUUGUUGGAAAGCAUAUGACUGAUCUCAUUCCAAACUUCUACGACGACAUGGACGACAUAGAUGAUAACAGUAUGCCUCUUCCACCAUUUGACGAUGAGGAUGAUGAGUUUGAUGAUGACUAUGACGAUGGCUUGCUGGACAAUGAUCGGAAGAGCACUGUAAUCUACUCACGUGAACUGGAUUCAAAAUCAAGUAACUACAGUGGAGGAAGUUCAGAUGGGAAAAAUCUGGAUGACUCCAUUACAAGUUCUCUCAGCACCAGUAUGGGUCUAAGCAGCUCCCAUUCCACAGUAGAGAGUAUCACAUGUAAAACAAACAGACCUGGUUCCAGAGAUGUACAGUCGCCACUGAUGAACAGCACAUUUCUUGACAAAGAAAGUAUGGUCGCAAACUUUGGUGACAGCAAAGUACAUGUAGGUAACAGUCUUGAUGAAUCCAGAUUUCCAUCCCUCGAGUCUGGUUCAUUUACUUUAGUAACAAAUGCUGAGGACAGUGGGAUUGAUGACAGGAGUGCAAGCCUGGAAAAGGUGCGGUUAGAGAUCGAAGAAGAAAGACAUGUUCAACAUGUUGGACCUGUUGCUGUAUCAUCACCAGCUGAUGGCGCAUCUACGCCACUAACAGAAUGUCAAGUUCAAGACAAAGAAUCUUUAGCAGGCUCCUUCUCAAGUUGUCAAAAUGAAAAGGAAAUUUGCAAUAAGGAAAAUGAAAUAGACGAUGAGCUGAAACCACCUGAAAACAAUAGUGAAGUGCAACAGUCUUCAAGUCCUCAGUCAUCAGCAAACACCAGUGAAACAUAUUCACUUCCGAGUACCAAUGAAAACCGCUCAUCUGUCGAUACAUCACUGGCAGAGUCACAUAGCCAAAAUGACUCACCAAAGACAUUGCCGACUCCACCAGAUGAUGGUGAGUUCAAACUGGAAGGUUUGACAUCGACGCCAAACUUGGUGACAAGCUUACAGUGCACGGAUGUUCCAUCACCCUUUCAACCUGUGUGUGAAGGAAGCUUUGUUGGUAGAGCUAAGCACAAAGAUGGAUCACCUCUAGGAAUUAUCUUUCAGAUUAAGAAAAUAGAAUUAAAUGAUGGGCGUGUCCUAUAUUGUGCGUGGAUAUCACGUGACCCUGAGGAGGAAGCAGAAGGUGGACGAUCAACAAGCAGUUUUGCUUUAGCAGCAAGCUUUAACAGCACAGAGUUCUCAGUGGCCAGUAUAGCAGAGCUCAGCCAUCAUUUGAAUGAGAGUAGUGUUAGAGAAGAACCAUCACCUGGGCGUGGCCGGUAUGACGAGAGGUACAUCACCCUGCAGUCUAUAGGAAAAGGUGCAUUUGGAUUUGUUAAAGUGGGUCAGAGGAGAUCGGAUGGAGUUAAGGUUAUUGUCAAGUUCAUUAGAAAAGCAAAAAUACUGGCUGACUGUUGGAUUGAUGAUCCUGUGUUGGGCUCAAUUCCUUUGGAGAUUGCUUUGCUGGCAAAGCUCAAACACCCAAAUAUUGUCAAGAUGGUAGAGGCUUUUGAAAAUGAAGAGUUCUUCCAAAUGGUUAUGGAGAAGCAUGGAAGUGGGAUGGAUCUGUUUGAAUUUAUUGACAGGCAGCCAGCAACAGAUGAAGCUCUCUGUAGUUACUUAUUUAGACAGGUUGUUUCUGCUGUAUCUUUCCUUCAUAGCAGAAGCAUUGUUCAUCGCGACGUGAAGGAUGAGAAUAUCAUUUUGAAUGACAAAUUUCACAUCAAGCUGAUUGACUUUGGAUCAGCAGCAUACAUGGAGGAAGGAAAAAAGUUUUCUACAUUCUGUGGUACAAUGGAGUACUGUUCACCAGAAGUCUUGAUGGGAAAUAAAUAUGCGGGGCCACAGUUAGAACUGUGGUCAAUGGGUGUCACGUUGUAUACUCUCGUGUUUGGUGAGAAUCCAUUCUAUGAUGUCGAGGAGACCAUCAGAGCUGAACUCCACCCCCCGUUUGGUGUUUCACAUGACCUCAUGUUUAUUAUCUGUUGGCUGUUGCACCCUGAUCCUCGGUGGCGAGCCACCAUCACAGACGUUGAAGAAAACGACUGGAUUAACCAGCCUGUGGACAUCACCAAGUACUCGUUUGAUGCUGUGUUGGGUGACCAACUAGAUGGCUCACAGCACCAUUUACAAGUUUCUGCAGGUGAAUUGAACAACAGCCAGAGCGAUGCAGACAUCACUCAAGAUGAAGUCAUAGAUCAUGGUCACCAAGAUGACCUUCAGUUAUCAGCACUACAGGAGUAUCUCAGCAUGAUUGACAAUGACAGCAGUGAGGGUGAAACGUAACAUAAUCAAUAUGCUCAAUUAAAUGAGAACGUCAUUGAUCAGUGCGAUUAAUAAUGACAGCGAUGUGUCAGCUCUUUCUUGUACAGAGUCAGAAAAACUAGUCACUAAUAAUCACAGAUAUCAGCUGAAACGUGUGUGAGUCUCUUUCAGGCUGUUUCACUCAUCCUUGGUUUUAGUUGUAGAUUCAAAAAAAUGGAGCAUGUGACGAUAAAUUUGAUGAUCAAAAUCUUAAGGAAUUUCCUUGUGGUGUACUCUUUCCUGCAAAUUCUUUUCAGAGAAGUUGUUGAGUAGUACCAAUUUUUUGUAGUUGCAGUUAUCUUCAUUUAUAGUUCACAGGUCAAAUUUAUGCACCAAAGAAUAUGAAACUGCCAAAUCGCUAAAAUGUAAUAUUUAUUAAAACCAAUGGUUCCUGAAACAACAGAAAAAAAAUAACAAGUCAUGAAAAGAGAAAUCUGUGAUCAAUAUUAAUUUUUGUUGGACAUGACUACUAAUUUUAUGCAAUGCCAUCAAACAGUGGUUACUGCUCUUAACACAGAAUUAUUCUGUUUAAUUGUCACCAACUGAUUUCAUUAUUAUUUGGCAACAAGAAGGUUUUUUUUUAAUUAUUAUCAUUAUUAAGUAAUCUUAAACAUCAAAAUUUUCAGUCCAAUAAAUUUCCAGGGUGCUUAAGACUGUAUAGAGAAUAUAAUAUUGUACAAAAUGUUUAAUUUUCUGUUGUAUGGUAUAUUUUUACUUUUUGAAGUUUUUUAAAGAAAUGUUCAAUACUACUUAAAAUUUCAGUCAACUGUUACUUCAAUUUUUGUUAAAUUUUAAACUUUCUCAAUUUUAAUGCAUGUACUUCUGACUGGUUUUUGGUACUUUUAAGUUGGUAUUGCCAAUGAUAAUGUUCAUGGCUCUAGGUAAUUCGUUUUUUUUUUCUGUUGUGACAUUGUUUCACUUACAAGUUUCUGUAUUUAAGACAUUUUAGCUGCGUUAGUUAAAAUGUUAUUUAAAUUAUUUCAUGUGGUAACCAAGUUGCAACACAUCAUGGUCCAAUGGGCUAAUAACCCUCAGUGGAUUGUUAUACUCAUAAAAUGUACAAUUUUUGUCUUUUCAUAAAACUUUAGACCAGUUACUUCUGCUUACUCGUACAGUUAUGCUCUUGGUGUGUAAGCAACAACCAAUGACAAGCUUGGUAAAAUUACAUGAAACAUAUCAGUUAUUGACCAAUAAUACUCUCUGGAGUGGGUAGAGUCAAACCAGGAUCAAUUCCACCCAUCCCACAUGGGAUCCCAGUGUGGGAUGCAUGAGAGCUUUGGCAUGGGAGUAAAAGACAGUCCCACACGGAACUCUCCCUCCCC
Orbicella faveolata is the source of this 5093-nucleotide messenger RNA. RefSeq names its product PAS domain-containing serine/threonine-protein kinase-like. Gene Ontology annotation, biological process: regulation of DNA-templated transcription; protein phosphorylation; intracellular signal transduction. Gene Ontology annotation, cellular component: nucleus; cytoplasm; cytosol. NCBI's taxonomy places the organism in Eukaryota, Metazoa, Cnidaria, Anthozoa, Scleractinia, Merulinidae. Gene Ontology annotation, molecular function: ATP binding; protein serine/threonine kinase activity. The record is from RefSeq and is a predicted model, not a curated record.